AUGCAGCUGUUUGGUCUGAACCCGAGCAAAUGCAAGACGCAUUGCAGGCUGGGCGUGGGCCGCAUCAAGCUGCUGCGCAACAAAAAGCUGGUGGCGAUGAAGGGGCUGCGCAAGGAGGUGGCGGAGCUGCUGAAGCAGAACAAGCAGGGCAACGCGCGCAUUAGGGUGGAGGCGGUGAUGCGCGAGCAUCGCAUGCUGCAGGCAUUCGAGAUAUUGGAGCUGUACCUGGAGCUGCUGGCGGUGCGCGCUGAGCUGCUGGCCAAGACACGGGACAUCCCGCCAGACAUGAUCGAGGCCAUCAGCAGCCUGAUCUAUGCGGGGGAGCGUGUGGCCACCGACCUGGCUGAGGUGGCGGUGGUGGCCAAGAUGCUGGUCUCCAAGUACAACGGGGUGUACAAGGCAGCUGGGUUCCCGGAUGAGGUGGUGUCUGACCUGACGUGCCGCAAGUGGCAGGUGAACGACACGCUGGUCACGUGCCUGGCGGUGUCGGCGCCCAUGCCCGAGGAGAAGUUGGCGUUUCUGGAGGACAUUGCCGCGGAGCACGGCGUGGAGUUUGACAAGGAUGCGGCGGCGCUGGACAUGCUGCCUGCCGCGGGCAAGCCGCUGGCGGUGGCGCCCACCUAUGUUGCAGAGCCGCUGGCGCCCGGCGGCGCGGGGGUGCCGCAGGGGCGGCUGCCGCUGGCGCACGGCUGGAUGCCGCCGCCGUCGGCGGGCGCGCCGCCGGCCGCGGAGCAGCAGCAGGGGUGGCAGCCGCCGGGCGCGGGCGCGGCGGCGGGCGGCGCGGCCGGUGCCGCCGCGGCCGCCCACGUCAGCCGCGUGCUGUCGGGAGGCAGCGUGGUGGUGCGGCCAGGGGCCGAGGGCGUGCCUGGCGCCACUGCCACGCCCAGCGGCGGCCCCACCCCUGCCUGGAGCCCUCCUCAGCCUGAGGACAUUGACAGGCACGGCCGCGCUUUCCAGAGCCACGUGGGCGCCACGGCCGCCUGGCGCCAGACCCGCCUGCACGGCGCCAGCCCGGCCGGCAGCCCCGACGCCUCGCAGCGCGGCGGCAGCGAGGCGUACCCGCCGCCCGCCACCGCGGCGGCGCCGGUGCCGGUGCCGCCGCCCGCCGCGGGCUUCAUGCUGCCCGCAGGCACAGCCCAGUCCAGCGGCACCAGCACCCCCACACCAGGCGGCACCAAGCCCGCCACUCCCAUGGGAUCGUAUGCCGACGCCAGCGCCGCCGCCGAGGCGGCCAAGCGGUACAGCCAGAUGGCGCAGCAGGCGGCGCAGCGUGCCGAGGAGUUUGCCACUAGCCAGGCCGACGCGGCGCGGGGCGGCGGCGGCGCCGCCGGCAGCACCGCGCCCGGCAGCCCAGGGGGCGGCGGCGGCGGCGGCACGGGGCCCGGCAGCCCCGGCGGCGGCAGCCCGGGCGGCGGCUACGUGGCGCGCACCCCCAGCGAGGUGCAGCGCGCGUAUGACGCCGCCCCCGGCCCGCCCAGCAAGGGCGAGGUCAGGGCUGGCGGGCCGCCCUCCGCGCCGCCCUCUGCGCCGCCCUCUGCGCCGCCCUCUGUGCCGCCGCCGCCGCCAGCCCCAGCCCCAGGCGGUGCCGCCGCCGGCGCCGCCCCGGACCUGGACAUCGCUGGGCUGCCCAGCGUGCCGGGUGCGGGGCCGCCGCCGCCGCCGCCGCCCAGCGACCAGGACGAGCUGGAUGAGCUGACCAAGCGGUUUGAGAUGCUCAAGCGCCGCUGA
This is a messenger RNA of Chlorella variabilis, 1728 nucleotides long. RefSeq lists its product as hypothetical. Lineage: Eukaryota; Viridiplantae; Chlorophyta; Trebouxiophyceae; Chlorellales; Chlorellaceae. Gene Ontology annotation, biological process: protein transport. The transcript has 7 exons. The record is from RefSeq and is a predicted model, not a curated record. Bases 1 to 1728 code for a protein of 575 amino acids.